GUGCCCAGAGACAAAGGUUGAGUUCUAACUUGAAAAACCAAUUUUGGCUCUCUCUAUUUCUCUUUCUUCUCUUUCUUCUCUUUCAUUUCCCCUCUCUUGUUGGUUCAAAUUACUCUCUCUCUCUCUCUCUCUCUCUCUCUAAGUUUUAACCCUUAUGAACAUGGAUAUGUGCCAAAAUGUAUCAGUUUCCGGUGAGUGCCAACAAGUGCAGGUUUUUGCCCCUUCUUGCUCAAGCAGCCUUGAUGACCUCUUCUCUGCUCAGAACACGGAAGUGGAUGUUGAGUUGGAGUGGCUUUCAGAAUUUGUUGAAGACUGUUUUUCAAGCCCACCAAGCUGUGUCUUGGUACCUGUUGGUGUUAAGACUACAAGUACAAAAAGCACAAGCACAAGCAUCAACCCUUCUUUGAAGAGACCUCAACAACAAAAUGAGCCACCUUUGCAAAACUUUGCUGUGCCAGGGAAGGCAAGGAGCAAAAGGAAGAGGCUUUCAGCACCAAGAACCAACAAAGACCCUCUAAGCAUAUGGUCACACCAUUUGAACCCUCAAAAUGAGGCCUUGUGUUCUGACCCUCCUCUACUCAAACAGGCUUAUUGGUUGGCAGACAGUGAACUCAUCAUGCCAAAGCCAAAGGAUAAGGAGGAGCAACAAGAAGAGGUUGUGAUCAUGGCCAAAGAGGAUGAAGAAAAAGUGAUUAUUAAUGUGAGCAAGGAAAUAAGCUUUGGGGACUCUGAACUUGAUGAGGGUAGCAAUGGUCAACAACAACCAAUGCCAAGAAGGUGCACACAUUGCUUGGCUCAGAGGACCCCACAGUGGAGGGCAGGACCAUUAGGUCCAAAGACACUAUGCAAUGCAUGUGGAGUGAGGUACAAGUCUGGUAGGUUGCUACCAGAGUAUAGGCCAGCCAAGAGUCCUACUUUUGUGAGCUACUUGCACUCCAAUUCCCACAAGAAAGUCAUGGAGAUGAGGAUGUCUGUUUACUCCAUUUCUAGUGAGCAGUAGUAGUGGUGGUUGUUAGAGGUAUAUUUUUAUGUAAAAAAAAUUGCAAAUUUUAGGAAAAAAACUAUUUGGCAAACAGAGAGAUACUGUUAAGGGGAGUGAUUAGUGCUAUGAUUGAUUAUAGGCACAUUUAUUUACAUGACUUGUUAUCCACUUUCAUUUUGUUCUUC
Glycine soja is the source of this 1167-nucleotide messenger RNA. Its product is annotated as GATA transcription factor 9-like. Lineage: Eukaryota; Viridiplantae; Streptophyta; Magnoliopsida; Fabales; Fabaceae. The record is from RefSeq and is a predicted model, not a curated record. Gene Ontology annotation, biological process: regulation of DNA-templated transcription. Bases 155 to 1000 code for a protein of 281 amino acids. The transcript is spliced from 2 exons. Gene Ontology annotation, molecular function: zinc ion binding; sequence-specific DNA binding.